Molecule: messenger RNA, 2505 nt
Organism: Drosophila subpulchrella
Lineage: Eukaryota; Metazoa; Arthropoda; Insecta; Diptera; Drosophilidae
Gene: su(f)
Product: protein suppressor of forked
Exons: 10
Coding region: 219-2420 (733 amino acids)
Biological process (GO): mRNA 3'-end processing
Cellular component (GO): nucleus
Molecular function (GO): mRNA binding; protein binding
Source: RefSeq, a predicted model, not a curated record
UUUCUUUUUAAUAGUCAAACCUUCCUGGCAUUUUUGUUAUAGCCGUAUUCAGCCCAGCCGGAAAAUCUUUGUGAUCCCUUAGCGAGACCGCGAAAAGUUCGCCGACAAGGAAGGAGCUGUACUAAAAGUAGAACGAGUAGGACAACAUCGAUAGAGGCGAAAAACGCCGGCUAAUCGACGCGUCAAAACAACAAGCAGUGUAGGCAAAAAACAACGCAAUGUCGUCUGCCAGGGACCUUAUCAAAAUCGAUAUAGAAUGGGGAAUGGAGCGCCUAGUGCGGGCCCAACAAGUGGUGGAACUUCGUCCUUAUGACAUCGAGUCCUGGAGCGUUAUGAUCCGCGAGGCGCAAACACGACCCAUACACGAGGUGCGCAGCCUCUACGAAUCGCUGGUUAAUGUGUUUCCCACUACCGCUCGCUACUGGAAGCUCUACAUCGAGAUGGAGAUGCGCAGCCGGUACUACGAACGCGUGGAGAAACUCUUUCAACGCUGUUUAGUCAAGAUCCUGAACAUUGACCUCUGGAAGCUCUACCUGACAUACGUGAAGGAAACCAAGUCAGGGCUCAGCACGCACAAAGAAAAAAUGGCUCAGGCAUAUGAUUUUGCCUUGGAGAAGAUCGGGAUGGAUUUGCACUCGUUCAGCAUCUGGCAGGAUUACAUUUACUUUUUACGUGGCGUUGAAGCCGUUGGUAAUUAUGCGGAGAACCAGAAGAUCACAGCAGUACGCCGUGUCUAUCAAAAAGCGGUAGUCACACCCAUUGUUGGUAUUGAGCAGCUAUGGAAGGAUUACAUUGCUUUCGAGCAAAACAUCAAUCCAAUUAUAUCGGAGAAGAUGAGUCUGGAACGAUCCAAGGACUACAUGAACGCUCGCCGUGUGGCCAAGGAACUGGAAUACCACACCAAAGGUCUUAAUCGCAACUUGCCCGCCGUUCCGCCCACUCUCACCAAGGAGGAGGUGAAACAAGUGGAGCUGUGGAAGCGUUUUAUCACGUACGAGAAGUCUAAUCCGUUGCGCACUGAAGACACGGCCCUAGUAACCCGUCGCGUUAUGUUCGCUACGGAACAAUGCUUGCUCGUGCUAACCCAUCAUCCGGCCGUAUGGCACCAGGCUUCCCAAUUCUUGGACACCAGUGCUCGGGUGCUCACCGAGAAAGGCGACGUCCAGGCGGCAAAGAUAUUUGCGGACGAGUGCGCCAAUAUUCUGGAGCGCUCUAUUAACGGUGUACUGAACCGGAAUGCGUUGCUCUAUUUCGCCUAUGCGGACUUUGAGGAGGGAAGGUUGAAGUACGAGAAGGUGCACUCCAUGUACAACAAGCUAUUACAAUUGCCAGACAUUGAUCCCACACUGGUCUAUGUGCAGUACAUGAAGUUUGCCCGUCGUGCUGAGGGCAUCAAGUCGGCGCGUGGCAUCUUUAAGAAGGCACGCGAGGACGUUCGGUCGCGCUAUCACAUCUUUGUGGCCGCCGCUUUGAUGGAGUACUAUUGUUCUAAGGACAAGGAAAUCGCCUUUCGAAUCUUCGAAUUGGGACUAAAGCGAUUUGGAGGUAGUCCAGAGUACGUGAUGUGCUACAUUGACUACCUGUCCCAUCUAAACGAGGACAACAACACGCGGGUCUUAUUCGAACGCGUACUUAGCUCCGGAGGUUUGUCGCCACAUAAGAGUGUUGAGGUUUGGAAUCGCUUCCUUGAAUUUGAGUCCAAUAUCGGAGAUCUGUCCAGCAUCGUUAAGGUCGAACGUCGCCGCAGUGCCGUCUUCGAGAACCUUAAAGAGUACGAGGGCAAGGAGACCGCCCAGUUGGUCGACCGCUAUAAGUUCCUGGAUCUCUACCCCUGCACCAGCACCGAGCUGAAGUCCAUAGGAUAUGCCGAGAAUGUGGGCAUUAUCCUAAACAAGGUAGGCGGGGGAGUUCAACCACAAAACACCGGAGAUGUCGAGGCAGAUAGCGAGGCUGCUCCCCCGCUACCACGUCCGGACUUUUCUCAGAUGAUUCCGUUCAAGCCGCGACCAUGCGCUCAUCCUGGUGCCCAUCCACUUGCCGGUGGUGUAUUUCCGCAACCGCCAGCUCUGGCCGCUUUGUGUGCCACCCUGCCUCCACCAAAUUCCUUUCGCGGGCCCUUUGUCAGCGUGGAGUUGCUCUUCGACAUAUUUAUGCGACUCAAUCUGCCCGACUCUGCACCGCAACCGAAUGGAGACAAUGAACUAUCGCCAAAGAUCUUUGAUUUGGCUAAGUCAGUGCACUGGAUCGUGGACACAAGUACGUAUACGGGUGUUCAGCAUAGUGUAACGGCCAUUCCACCGCGCCGGCGACGUCUGUUGCCUGGUGGCGAUGACAGUGACGACGAACUUCAGACCGCCGUGCCGCCCACUCACGAUAUUUAUCGACUGCGGCAGCUGAAGCGUUUUGCUAAGUCAAAUUAAGGUCAGCUGUACAGACCCACUUAUUAUCCCACUUAUUUUUUUUCAAUUAAAGCAUUUACAACAAAUAUACGGAAAAGAAACAGUA